This is a messenger RNA of Egretta garzetta (little egret), 1689 nucleotides long. RefSeq names its product frizzled class receptor 7 (gene FZD7). Gene Ontology annotation, biological process: canonical Wnt signaling pathway; non-canonical Wnt signaling pathway. Gene Ontology annotation, molecular function: Wnt receptor activity; Wnt-protein binding. The coding region runs from base 1 to 1689 and encodes 562 amino acids. The transcript has 3 exons. The record is from RefSeq and is a predicted model, not a curated record. Gene Ontology annotation, cellular component: plasma membrane. Lineage: Eukaryota; Metazoa; Chordata; Aves; Pelecaniformes; Ardeidae.
AUGAAGCCUGGGAAGAAUUCUUGUGAGCUAAACACCAUGCUGUUGCACAGGUCUCCUCCUAGAAGUAAAAGUAAGAAUCUGAAUAGUGGAGUUCAGGGGCCCUCUGUCCCGGACCACGGCUUCUGCCAGCCCAUCUCCAUCCCUCUGUGCACGGAUAUCGCCUACAACCAGACCAUCCUGCCCAACCUGCUGGGCCACACCAACCAGGAGGACGCGGGGCUGGAGGUGCACCAGUUCUACCCGCUGGUCAAGGUGCAGUGCUCGGCCGAGCUCAAGUUCUUCCUCUGCUCCAUGUACGCGCCGGUGUGCACCGUGCUGGAGCAGGCCAUCCCGCCCUGCCGCUCCCUCUGCGAGCGGGCCCGCCAGGGCUGUGAGGCCCUCAUGAACAAGUUCGGCUUCCAGUGGCCAGAGCGGCUCCGCUGCGAGAACUUCCCCGUCCACGGCGCGGGCGAGAUCUGCGUGGGGCAGAACACAUCAGACGCCCCGCCGGGACCUGGUGGUGCGGCAGGCCGGGGGGCCACUGCCCACCCCACAGCUGGCUACCUCCCUGACUUCCUCACCCCACCGCAGCCCCCCUCCGGCUUCUCCUUCUCCUGCCCCCGGCAGCUCAAAGUGCCCCCUUACUUGGGCUACCGGUUCCUGGGGGAGCGGGACUGCGGGGCCCCCUGUGAGCCAGCCCGGCCCAACGGGCUCAUGUACUUUAAGGAGGCGGAGGUGCGAUUUGCCCGGCUCUGGGUGGGUGUGUGGUCUGUGCUCUGCUGCGCCUCCACCCUCUUCACCGUGCUCACCUACCUGGUGGACAUGCGCCGUUUCAGCUACCCAGAGCGGCCCAUCAUCUUCCUCUCGGGCUGCUAUUUCAUGGUGGCUGUGGCCUAUGCAGCAGGUUUCUUGCUGGAGGAGCGGGUGGUGUGUCUGGAGCGCUUCUCUGAGGACGGCUACCGCACUGUGGCCCAAGGCACCAAGAAAGAAGGCUGCACCAUUCUCUUCAUGAUCCUCUAUUUCUUCGGCAUGGCCAGCUCCAUCUGGUGGGUCAUCCUGUCCCUCACCUGGUUCCUGGCUGCUGGCAUGAAGUGGGGCCACGAGGCCAUCGAGGCCAACUCCCAGUAUUUCCACCUGGCUGCCUGGGCUGUGCCCGCUGUCAAAACCAUCACCAUCUUGGCUAUGGGGCAAGUGGAUGGGGAUGUACUCAGCGGGGUGUGUUAUGUAGGUAUCUACAGUGUGGACUCGCUGCGGGGCUUUGUGCUGGCACCCUUGUUUGUGUACCUCUUCAUUGGCACUUCCUUCUUACUUGCUGGCUUCGUGUCCUUGUUUCGCAUCCGCACCAUCAUGAAGCAUGAUGGCACCAAGACAGAGAAACUGGAGAAGCUGAUGGUGCGCAUUGGUGUCUUCAGUGUCCUCUACACGGUGCCUGCCACCAUUGUCCUGGCAUGUUACUUCUAUGAGCAGGCCUUCCGUGGCACCUGGGAGAAGACGUGGCUCCUCCAGACCUGCAAAACCUAUGCUGUGCCCUGUCCCAGCCACUUUGCCCCUAUGAGUCCGGACUUCACGGUCUUCAUGAUCAAGUACCUCAUGACCAUGAUUGUUGGGAUCACGACUGGCUUCUGGAUCUGGUCUGGCAAAACCCUUCAGUCCUGGCGACGCUUCUACCACAGACUCAGCACGGGCAGCAAAGGCGAGACAGCAGUAUGA